This is a messenger RNA of Zasmidium cellare ATCC 36951, 867 nucleotides long. RefSeq lists its product as uncharacterized. The coding region runs from base 1 to 867 and encodes 288 amino acids. Lineage: Eukaryota; Fungi; Ascomycota; Dothideomycetes; Mycosphaerellales; Mycosphaerellaceae. The transcript is spliced from 3 exons. Gene Ontology annotation, biological process: lipid metabolic process. The record is from RefSeq and is a predicted model, not a curated record.
AUGCUUCUAACGUCGAGGCUUUCUCUUGGAUUGGCGUUGAGCCCAGUUGCCAGCGUCUUUGCUCAGACAGCAGUGUCCAGCAGUGUCUUCGACAACAUCAUCCACUACACAUCGUAUGCCGGUGCAGCAUACGCUGAGACAUGUCCAACCCUGCCCUUUGGCUCGACUUUAAUCUCGACUUUGAACUACACGAGCACCGACACCAAAGCAGUGUUGUUUCAUGAGCCAUCCUCGAACCAGGUCGUUCUUUCCUUCCGUGGCUCAGCCUUUCCCCGGAAUCUGGACCAGGACUUCCUUUUCACUUUGACGCCUUUGACCAUCCCUGGCACCUCAUGCUCUUCCUGCGCAGUCCAUCAAGGAUUUCAAAACAUCUACAGUGCCAUGGCCAAUGAUGUUUCCACCGCCGUAUCCAAUGCACUUGCAUCGUACGCAGGUAGCUCUUUGAUCGUCACCGGACACUCCCUCGGUGGAGGACUUGCCGCUCUUGCAGCCGCGUCGUUAGCAGGUCAAGGCCACCAGCUUACUGCAUACACUUACGGCGAGCCUCGGAAUGGCAACCCUGCAUUCACCACCUACAUCAACAGCCAAGUGCCCAACUACUACCGAGUGACACACUACAACGAUGGAGUCCCGCAGAUUCCUCCUCCGCUACUCGGCUUCCAACAUCAUGGCACUGAGUACUUCCAAAGCCUGCAGAAUGGCAAUACGGCUUCAUCGACUCUGAAGUGUGCUGGAACAGAUCCUACCAACUGCAACGCAGCUCAAGAUUUUGGCAAGGAUCCGAUCAAUGGCGCACACAUUGCUUAUAGCAAUUUCGUUGUCGCUGGAGUCCUCUUCAACCCAGCUUGCGGCUACACCGCGCCGUGA